Molecule: messenger RNA, 2594 nt
Organism: Erythranthe guttata (spotted monkey flower)
Lineage: Eukaryota; Viridiplantae; Streptophyta; Magnoliopsida; Lamiales; Phrymaceae
Gene: APG7
Product: ThiF family protein
Biological process (GO): C-terminal protein lipidation; protein modification by small protein conjugation; piecemeal microautophagy of the nucleus
Cellular component (GO): phagophore assembly site; cytoplasm
Molecular function (GO): Atg8 activating enzyme activity; Atg12 activating enzyme activity
Source: RefSeq, a predicted model, not a curated record
AUUAAGUAUUAUCUACGCUAAACGGUGGCGUUUUAAUAACAACGUUCGCCAAUUUCAACUUACACAGUAGUACCCAGCGGCAAUCGCCAAUCCCCAAUUCCGUGCCCUAAUGUUCUUGCUUUUCAUGAUUUCUUAAUUGUUGAUAACUUCAGUGAAAUCGCGCGUCCUUUUUGUUGAAUUUUUUAUCUAAUCGGCGUCGAGAAGCGGUUGCCUCGAGUUUCAGUGGCAGUUUGUAUGACAAUUUAACUUGUUCUGGAGAGAUUUCAAUUUUCAAACCUCUGAAAAAACUUCGAUUAACACAAUAGCUGCGAUCUAUCAGCGUAGUAAGUGAAGGAGAAGUAAAACAUCUAAUAUGGCGGAUCAAGGUACAGAAUCGAUUCUUCAAUUCGCACCCUUUCAAAGUGCAGUUGACGAGGGGUUUUGGCAUAGGUUAUCAUCGCUGAAGCUUAACAAGCUGGGAAUUGAUGAUUCUCCCAUUCCUAUCACGGGUUUUUAUGCACCUUGCUCACAUCCUCAUGUAUCGAAUCAUUUAACUCUUGUUUCUGAGUCUUUACCUUCUGAAUCUAGUGAACAUUUUAGGCCAGAAAUAAUUCGUGGGAAUAGAAAUAGGUGUCCUGUUCCUGGCAUUCUUUAUAAUACGAACACAUUGGAGGGAUUCCAGUCACUUGACAAACAAAGCUUAUUACGGGCCGAAGCAAGAAAGAUCUGGGAGGACAUUCGUUCAGGCAAAGUUGAUGAGGACAACAGUGUUCUUUUAAGAUUUAUUGUCAUUUCAUUUGCGGACCUAAAGAAUUGGAGCUUUCAUUACUGGUUUGCUUUUCCUGCUUUGAUUCUUGACCCUCCAGCAACUUUGGUUGGUCUAAAGCCAGCUGCUCAGUGGUUUAGCGUAGAAGAGGCAGAAUCAGUGACUGCUGCUUGCAAUGAUUGGCGUAACAUGUGCUCAACAACAGAUGUGCCAUUCUUCCUGGUUUCUAUUUCAUCAAACUCUGCUGCGAGUAUUAGGCAUCUUGUUGAGUUUGAUGCCUGCCGAAAGAAUGGUGAUAAGGUCCUGUUUGGAUUUUAUGACCCUUGUCAUCUUCCAAAUAAUCCUGGUUGGCCUCUUCGAAACUACUUAUGGUAUAUUAGCAGAAGAUGGAGUCUUGAGAAGGUUCAGUUUUUCUGCUAUCGUGAGAGUCGUGGCUUUGCCAAUCUAGAGUUAUCUUUGGUGGGUGAAGCGUCAAUAUCAAAUUCACAAGAUUCGAGAAACGAUCAGAAUAUGCCAAAUGCUGUUGGUUGGGAACAAAAUAAUAGAGGAAGAAAGGCACCGAGGUGCAUCAGCCUUGCCAAGACAAUGGACCCCACUAGGUUAGCCAUUUCAGCUGCAGAUUUGAACUUAAAGUUAAUGAGAUGGCGUCAACUGCCUUCAUUAGAUCUCAAUGUCUUGUCAUCUACAAGAUGUCUUCUUCUAGGAGCAGGUACACUUGGAUGCCAGGUUGCUCGAAUGCUUAUGGCAUGGGGUGUGCGAAAGAUUACACUUCUCGAUAGCGGCAAAGUGGCAAUGUCGAACCCACUGAGGCAGUCCUUGUAUACCCUGGAUGACUGCCUCAAUGGUGGUGAAUUGAAGGCUGAAGCAGCAGUUAAAAGUCUAAAAAAAAUAUUCCCAGCAGUGGAAGCGGAAUCUGUUAUAAUGGCUAUCCCAAUGCCGGGGCAUCCUGUACCAAGCCAAGAAGAGAAUAGUGUGCUCGAAGAUUGCAAGCGUUUGCAUGAGUUGAUUGAUUCUCAUGAUGCAGUUUUUUUGCUAACAGAUACACGAGAAAGUAGGUGGCUUCCAAGUCUUCUUUGUGCCAAUGCCAAUAAGGUCACAAUUACCGCUGCACUUGGAUUCGAUAGUUUUCUAGUUAUGCGCCAUGGAGCUGGUCCACUGAGCUCUUCUCCUGAAAUAAAAGCUAAAGCUACGAAUGAUUUAUCUGCUGAAAUUGGAGCCCUCUCCCUCAAGGACAACAUCAAGGGACAGAGAUUGGGGUGUUACUUUUGCAAUGAUGUUGUUGCUCCAGUUGAUUCAACUGCCAACCGUACAUUGGACCAGCAAUGCACAGUUACACGUCCAGGGUUAGCUCCGAUUGCGUCAUCUCUUGCAGUUGAACUUCUUGUGGGCAUUCUUCAUCAUCCUUCUGGGAUUUUUGCUAAAGCUGAAUUUGCAAGCUCAAUUGAUACUGGAAGUGAGCAACCUCUCGGUAUUCUCCCCCAUCAAAUUCGGGGAUCGAUAUCUCAGUUUUCUCAGAUGACCCUCGCCGGUCAUGCCUCAGCCAGUUGCACAGCUUGUAGCUCCACUGUGGUUGAAGAAUAUGAAAAGGGGGGGUUGGAUUUUAUACUUGAAGCAAUUAACCAUCCAACUUAUCUGGAGGAUAUAACUGGGCUAACCGAACUGAUGAAAUCUGCAGCCUCUUUUCAAAUCGGCUGGGAUGACGAAACUGGCGACGAGGAUGACUUUGUUGAAAUUUAACAUAGUUUAUGAUUUGGUGUUGCUGUUAAAUUGACUUAAUUUUUCUAUUUCUUUUUUAACCUUGUAUAAGAAACAAAUAAAAACUAAUACAAAUCCAUGUAUUCUUUAACUC